AUGCACUCACGUCUCCACAACCUGCAGGAUGGAGUCCUAGGUGAUCCAAUCAUGGUCGGCGGACCUUCUCUUUCCCAGCGGGACCCGCUCUCUUGCACCAACCGGCCCUUGGUCCUCUGGCGCUCCUGGACUCCUGCGUGGUCCAGUCCUACAAAUAACAAAGCCGAGCUCAUCCAGGAUAUUGGGGAGAUUCCGAAAUGA
Penicillium oxalicum is the source of this 201-nucleotide messenger RNA. RefSeq lists its product as uncharacterized. Lineage: Eukaryota; Fungi; Ascomycota; Eurotiomycetes; Eurotiales; Aspergillaceae. Bases 1 to 201 code for a protein of 66 amino acids. The transcript has a single exon. The record is from RefSeq and is a predicted model, not a curated record.